Molecule: messenger RNA, 705 nt
Organism: Didymodactylos carnosus
Lineage: Eukaryota; Metazoa; Rotifera; Eurotatoria; Philodinida; Philodinidae
Source: the annotation of a GenBank genome assembly
GAACACCGAUUAGCAACCAUCUUGCAUCCCAAAUUUAAAAAGUUCGAAUGUUCUCCUAAUGAAAAGGAAAAAUCUAUCAAUGUAUUAAAAUCACAUUUCCAAAAGCAUCAAUCAAUUGUUUCUUCAUCUUGUACAAAUUCAUUAACCUCGAAGCAUGUUGUCGUUCAAUCUUCUUCAUCAAAUACAACAUCAAAACCAAAUAAUCUUCUAUCACAAUGUUUUGAUGCGAAAGUUAAAGUAGUUGGUGAAAGAUUAAAUCCAUUCCAGGAAAUUAAUGAUUAUUUGAAUCUUGAACUUGAUGAAAGUUAUUAUAUUUACGACAACAAUGGUGAUAUUGAUAUUUUAUUAUUCUGGAAAAAUCACCAACAUUUGUUUCCAACUCUGUCAUCAUUAGCUAGACAGAUAUUUGCAAUACCAGCAUCCAAUACUAUCGUUGAGCGACUUUUCUCAUCGUCGAAAAAUGUUGUGACUGAAAAGAGAACACGUUUGGGUGCUAACAAAAUAAACGAAUUGUUGUUCUUACAAAAGAAUUUAAAUACCCUAAAAGAACUUAUCAACAAUAGUAAUCGAAGACGAACAUUAUCGAUGUCAUCAACAACCACCACGUCUUCUGAUGAAUCUGCUUACAUUACAACUAAACAACAACGACUUGAUACUGACGAAAGUUUAAAUGAUUUCGAUAACAUGGAAGUUUUUCUUGAUUAG